GCCGCUCGAGCCCCGACGCGUUCAUUACUGAGAGGCGACGCCGUGACACGCUGCUGCUGCUGCCGUGCUACAGACACCCAGGACAGGACGAACAGACGGACACGGACCCCGUACACAUCCCGAGUAGUGAACCCGAGACAGCGCUCCGACCUCCGAGCUGCAGGCUCCAGAAGAUCUCCUUCUCUCCUCUUCCUCCUCCUCCUCCAGAAGAAGAUCUCCACCCCGACCAGACGACCCCGCCAGAGGAGCGCUGAUCUCCUCUCAGACUCCAGCGCUACUCACUGCCUUCAGGAACCCUCUCCACUCCGGAUCCAGCCCCGCACGGUCCACCGAGCCCCGCCAGAACCAUGUCCGCCCCCGCCGGCGCCCCCGGAGCAGAUGGAGCCAACCAGCCGCCCAACCUCACCAGCAACCGCCGCCUGCAGCAGACCCAGGCCCAGGUGGACGAGGUGGUGGACAUCAUGCGUGUGAACGUGGACAAGGUGCUGGAGCGUGACCAGAAGCUGUCUGAGCUGGACGACCGGGCCGACGCCCUGCAGGCCGGGGCCUCCCAGUUCGAGACCAGCGCCGCCAAGCUCAAGAACAAGUACUGGUGGAAGAACGCCAAGAUGAUGAUUAUUCUGGGUGUGAUUUGCCUGAUUGUCGUCAUCGUCAUUAUUGUGUACUUCAGCACCUAAGAAGAGUUGUUCCUACCCCAGUCUCCACCCACGCCCUCGCAACAGCAAACGUCCUCAAAUUGACGACCAAAUUAACCACUGGUGAUGAGUUUAGUUUCCAAUUCUUCCCCCUGUCCCCCUCCACGCCCACCGAUUGGUCUCGAUAUGCCCCCCCCCACCCUGCCGCGGCCCCGCGGCCCCCACCACCUCGCCUCUGGACCCCUGUGGUAUUUGUCCUGUGAGUCUGUGGCCCCCGUCUCCUUUCUAGGCUCAGCGGCUUUUCGAUUGGCCGUUCUGCCGAGCAAACACUGCGUUCGGCGGCUAGAGGAGGAGCGGCGACGGCGUUAAUGUGACUGGAAUAUAUAGUUCUUUGUAGAGUUUUAUUCUGAUAUAUACAUAUAUAUAUAUACUGUUUUUUGUAGGUGUGUGUGCGUGCGAGUGCUUUUUUGUACUUUUUGAGUUUUGUAUUCAUUUCUCCGUAUGCUUCGGUGUCAGCCCGCGCAGCCCGGGCGUAGCAUGUGACCGCGACCCCGCCGCCGGACCCCCGCCGUGCGUCUCGCACGCCCCCAUCGGUCCGGCGCGGCUUGCGGUUUUUCCCAAGCGAGCGCCGAGCAGGUUGUCGGCGUUGCCGUAUGUUCCCGUCAUGGUCUAGGAACGUAACGUGAAGGCGUUCCCGUCGACGUUGUGGUAGAACCAUCUCACGCUAUCCGUAAAAUACGCCGUCGUAAAACAUCUUCUGGACCAAUGAAAUGUAAGACGUUCCGUGAUGUCACUGUCCUAGACCAUUCCAACGACAUACAAAUCGUUAGCACUAAUGGGUGUCAAUAUUCUCUGUGAUCAAUAUUUCUAUUCAUCUUCAUCUUCAUUUUUUAUGAACCCACAACCGGUCUGCAUGCAUUUUUCUCUCUUGACGAUUUCAGAAAAGAAACUGCCAUAGUUCUUGGACCAAUGUCUGUAGAUGUUUAUUUUGUAACGUUUUUUCUUAGUGUCUUAUUUCGAAAACAUUCCUUCAUUGCAGUCUAGUGCAAACGCUCAUAAUGUAGCACAUGUAAGUAUCUUUAAAAGAGCUACCGUAUGGUUCAACGCCCUGUCACGAUGUCCUAAUAGAAGCAUAAAAUACAAUCAUUCUUUUAGCUGUAAGGGUUAGACUUUUGGUAUCUAAAUUGGGUUUUAAUUUGAUCAUAUAUACGAUGCUUUCUUUUUAUAAUAUAUAUGUAUAUGAUAUGUUACCAUAAACACGUAUACUAUGAUGUCGUAAAUACCAUAGAAGAUAUAAAAAAAUAACGUAAGUAAGACUCAACUUAACC
Molecule: messenger RNA, 1963 nt
Organism: Gadus macrocephalus (Pacific cod)
Lineage: Eukaryota; Metazoa; Chordata; Actinopteri; Gadiformes; Gadidae
Gene: vamp2
Product: vesicle-associated membrane protein 2
Exons: 5
Coding region: 348-677 (109 amino acids)
Biological process (GO): vesicle fusion; SNARE complex assembly; vesicle-mediated transport
Cellular component (GO): SNARE complex; plasma membrane
Molecular function (GO): SNAP receptor activity; syntaxin binding
Source: RefSeq, a predicted model, not a curated record